Messenger RNA from Hirsutella rhossiliensis, 561 nucleotides. RefSeq names its product ADP-ribosylation factor family domain-containing protein. The record is from RefSeq and is a predicted model, not a curated record. Bases 1 to 561 code for a protein of 186 amino acids. Gene Ontology annotation, cellular component: cytoplasm. The transcript has 2 exons. NCBI's taxonomy places the organism in Eukaryota, Fungi, Ascomycota, Sordariomycetes, Hypocreales, Ophiocordycipitaceae. Gene Ontology annotation, molecular function: GTP binding; GTPase activity. Gene Ontology annotation, biological process: intracellular protein transport; vesicle-mediated transport.
AUGGGUGGCCAGCUAUCCAAGGUCAUGGGCAAAAUCUUUGGCUCCAAGGAGAUGCGCCUGCUCAUGCUCGGGCUCGACGCCGCCGGCAAGACAACCAUCCUCUACAAGCUCAAGCUCGGCCAGGACGUCACCACCAUCCCCACCGUCGGCUUCAACGUCGAGACGGUCACGUACAAGAACGUCAAAUUCAACGUCUGGGAUGUCGGCGGCCAGGACAAGAUUCGUCCUCUGUGGAGGCAUUAUUUUAGCGGCACCCAAGGCCUCAUCUUCGUCAUCGACUCGGCCGACCGCAACCGCAUCGACGAGGCCCGCCAGGAGCUGCACCGCAUCAUCAACGACCGCGAGAUGAAGGACAGCCUACUGCUCGUCUUUGCCAACAAGCAGGACCUCAAGGAGGCCAUGAAACCCCAGGAGGUGACCGAGGCCCUGCAGCUAUCCAAGCUCAAGGAUAAGGUCUGGUACGUGGUGCCCAGCUGCGCCACCACGGGCGAGGGCCUGCUCGAAGGCCUCGCCUGGCUGUCCAACAAUGUCAAGGCCCCGCCUACGCCCGUCAAGAAGUAG